GGAAGAUGUUCAAUUGUGAGAUGGGAGACAUUAUUAAUGUUUUUGCAGACUUUUCACUGAACAACUGAAGAAAAUGUUUCAUGUGUUUGUUUUGAUCUGUCUGUGCUGGUGGCGACUGAUCGGUGUGUUUGGUGAGUCAGUGUCAGUGAAGGAGGGAGUCUCUGUUACUCUACACACUGAUGUUACUCAAAUACGUGUAGAUGAUGACCUACUGUGGAAAUUUGGAGCUGAAAAGUCUCAAAUAGCUAAAAUGAAGAUAAAGAAGCAAAUCUUCAACACAUCUGAUGUCCCAGAUGGGAGAUUCAAAAACAGACUGAAGCUGGACAAUCAAACUGGAUCUCUGACCAUCACGGACAUCACAACUGAACAUGCUGGAGUUUAUCAACUAGAGAUAGCUGGAGCAAAAAAAUCAUCAAAAACAUUCAAUGUUUUUGUCUAUGCUCAUCUGUCUGUUCCUGUCAUCAGCAGUAACUCUUCGAACUGUUCUUCAUCAUCAUCACAGCAGAAUUGUUCAUUGUUGUGUUCAGUGGUGAAUGUGAGUGAUGUGACCAUCUCCUGGUACAAAGGAAACAGUUUAUUGUCCAGCAUCAGUGUGUCUGAUCUCAGCAUCAGUCUUUCUCUACCUCUGGAGUUGGAAUAUCAGGAUGAAAAUGCCUAUAGUUGUGUACUCAACAAUCCCAUUAGCAAACAGACUCAACAUCUGGAAAUCAGCAAACUCUGUCACACAUGUGCAGACUCUGUAUCUCUGACAGUCCUCAUCUCUGCUGCUGCUGCUGCAGGAUCUCUGUUGAUUGCAGCCGUAAUUGUGAUCAUCUGCAUCUGCAGGAAAUGUAAACAACAAAAAAAAGCUGAGGAGAUUAAACAACUGUUUCAAGGAACGGGAAAAAGGCAGGACUCAUUCAACAUUUAG
Molecule: messenger RNA, 910 nt
Organism: Labeo rohita (rohu)
Lineage: Eukaryota; Metazoa; Chordata; Actinopteri; Cypriniformes; Cyprinidae
Product: hepatocyte cell adhesion molecule-like
Exons: 5
Coding region: 74-910 (278 amino acids)
Source: RefSeq, a predicted model, not a curated record